This is a messenger RNA of Zingiber officinale, 1780 nucleotides long. RefSeq lists its product as uncharacterized. NCBI's taxonomy places the organism in Eukaryota, Viridiplantae, Streptophyta, Magnoliopsida, Zingiberales, Zingiberaceae. The record is from RefSeq and is a predicted model, not a curated record. Gene Ontology annotation, cellular component: mitochondrion. The coding region runs from base 140 to 1270 and encodes 376 amino acids. The transcript is spliced from 7 exons.
AGAAGCAGUACCUUCAAAAUUUGCGGAGUAGCAGGCAGAAUCCAAACACGCCUCAAGCUGCGGAGGAAGUGACGGAAGAGGAGGGAGGCAUCGCGUAGAGGCCGUAGCGUAGCCCAUGAGCUAGAAUGGUUUCAUUGUUAUGGUGGAGAUUGCUAAUUUAACGCUUCGUUCUACAUUGAUAACCUGGAAAAUUCUGCAGUACAAGUAUGAUAAAAAGAAUGAUAUAACAUAUUAUUAUUGGAGCAAAAAUAAGCGAGAGACUCAUCCUGUAAAAAGUUGGAGUGUUAAAAAUUCUCCCUCAAUUUUCCAAGUGAUGGAUCGCUGGAUUGGGUGCUUUAGAAUUUGUCUUAAUCCAAGCAAAUCUGUUUCUUGCAUCAAAAUUACUGCUUCGCUUAUGAUCUCUCCAUCUUCCAGAACUCUGCUGAUUCCUUCCAUUAAUGCUAUCUUCUUUUGUGGGGAUAAGGUCCAAGGAACUGGAAAUUCUGUGAUUGAGAGGUUAUCAGAUUCAAGGAAUAUAUCUGAGUCGAUUGUAUCAAAAUUAGGGUCUUCAACUAAUGUUUGGGUGAUAGAGGCAUCUACGUAUAAUGGAUCUUUUGCCCUUUACAAGGAAUUUAUUCCAUCAUUGACUUCUCGAGGUGAACCAAAACAAUAUGAUCCUAGUGGAUUCCUUGCUUCAUCUGCAAUUGUUUCAAUCUUAUCCAGGUGUUUGGAACAGCAGGUGACCACAUCCUCAAGCAACCUGAUAGAACAGACAAGAGAAAAUCCACAUGCUACUACAUUGUUGUCAGCUCCUUUUCCUAAAACAAUCAUUCUGGGUUUCAGCAAAGGUGGCACUGUAGUAAACCAGCUUGUAACUGAAUAUGCCGAGUUGAUAUCUUCACCCCAGUCAUUUGAUAGAAAGCAAGUCCACAUGUAUCCAAUCUCCAAGGAGGAUCUCUUGCUGAGCAUCUCUGAGUUCCAUUAUGUUGAUGUUGGAUUAAAUUGUGCUGGUGCCUAUUUGACCGAUCAUUCUGUUAUUAAGGAGAUUGCUCAAUGUUUGUUGCUUAAUAAUGCUAGUCUUCGGUUUGUUCUUCAUGGGACUCCUCGACAAUGGUCUGACCAUCAUCGUCCAUGGAUUAAUAGAGAAAAAGAUACCCUCCUGCAAAUGCUCAAAGAUGAAACUCAUAGAUGUGAAGGAAAAUUGCAGGUUGAGGAGAGAUUCUAUUUUAUCAAUAUGAAGCCCAGUUUGCAGAUGCAUUUUGAAAUAAUUCAAGUUAUGGAUAUUACAUAAUUUUCUGCAGUUGUGGAAUUGCGCAAUUUAUAUUUAGCUUUCUGUGCUAUUAAUGCCCUGCUAUUUACAUCAGAGAAUCUGGUGUGCUACCUACAGACGUGGGAGAUGAACUGAGACCCGUUGGCACACACAUUUCUGUUAUACUGCAUGAGAGUAGUGUAGUUGGCUACGGAUUUUCUCGAGUGCUUGUCGUAGCAUGAAACAAGACAGAAGGAAUCUUGCUUAAGUCCUGUUGAUCACACAGGGAUGCGCCCGAGAAGCUAAAAAGCUUGGAUCAUUCCAGAAACAAUGAUAAGAAUUGAUCGGUGAGAAACUACCACUACCAUAUUAGAUUCUUUGGUUUCAGAGGUAGGAGCUGUGGUUAAAGAAGCUGUGGUCAGAGAAAGGAGUUGGAAAAUUGAGUUUUUGUAAUCAAUAAAUUGAAUGUGGACAUGGAUGAUUAUUUUGUAAGAAGAUGGUUGUAAAAUAAUUUGUCAAGUGAAUAAAAAUUGUCUAAUAUUGUUCGGGCAA